GAACCAAAAUGUCGACUCGAUCGCGAAGUGCGAAAAUUCGGCAUAGUUAUCGGCUGUAUACUCACUGAAUACGUUGGUUUUAAUCGAAUAAUUGCAUGGAUAUGCAUUAAAAUAUAAUAAUCUCACAUACAAUUAGUAUAUGUAAGGUUUUUUAAACCGCUGCUGGUGAUCUUUUACUGAAUACGCUGUACAUAAUUUCCUCAUUAAAACGAAAGUUGAGGUGGAUGUAUAUAUUUGUAAGGAUAAAAAGUUGCUUUAAUGAGACUCACAAUUAAAGGUCAAGGUCACUCUUGGAGUCAAAGGUACGAACAACAAGUUAAAUAACGGAUUUUAUUGGAAGUAACGUCCUCGUAGUUCAUAAAUAUAAAAAAUGGCAUCGUCAGGAAAUGUGUUGAUCGUUGAGGACGACGAUGAUCCUAAACUUCAGCAAACUGCAAAUCUAAUGGAAAAAGCGGAUGAUCCACUCUUUGCAAUAUCAAGGCCAAAUGAACCGCAACAUAUACAAACCGAUGGAGAUUCCAGUACUAAAUUAAUACCGCAACCUAUGUCUACUCCAAUGAACAUUUCUAAACGGUUGCCGCAUUUCGGUGAACAACAGAGAGCAUCCCAUGGAGCAUCUGCUUCGAGAAUAUCCAAAACAGAAGAAAUGUCUGCCGUUGAAGACAGAUGUCAGAAGUUUCAAGGUAACGAUGUGGCGCCUCAACAACGCCAGCGGGCGGGAAAAAAUAAUUUCGUUGAAAAAGAAGUAGACGAAAUUGAGACGAAGAACCGGAAUUUGAUGAAGGAUUGUAAGCCAAAAGAAGAACGCGCGUUUGUGGUAUUACAUAAUGCAAAAGCCAGGUGCUUUAACCAGCACUUUUCGAUUGAACUUCAAUCUACAAUUAGACAAAGAAACGGCCAGUAUCUGCCUGAACAGUCUGUCAUUGAUGAAAAUAUCAAAGUGACUAUCACAGUCAUCGGAAAGCCAGGCCUUAAAGAUUUGCUAGAACAAACCGUGAAUAAGAUUUGGAAGGAAAGAUUUGACUUCGCAAAAGUAUCCACUGAUGCUGAUGAUAAAUGGCUGCUUGUGAAGGGUCUAUCUGGGAAGGAGGGUGUUACUUUCCUGAAGCACUGUGAAGUAACUUUCGAUUGCUUCUUAGAACAGUUUAAAGAGGGCACAGUACACCCACCCACUGGCAAAUCACGGUUAGCAGGUCCAACCACCGAGGAUUCGGAUACUUCAAGUAGCAGCGACGAUGACGUGAGCCCAGGUGCGGAAGCCGAUGUUGAUUAUGAAACCAGACCUAAACGAAUUGUGUCUGCUAGAUCGAUCGGUUCAGACACAUACAUGCAACUGCAGGGAACAUGUGACUACAAAGUUGCGUUGGCUCAUGCACUUCGAAAAUCGCUAGAGUUAGAAAGAUCCAUGAGUGUUGAACGUGAUCAAGCUGAUUAUCAUUCUCUAAUGAUUACAAGCAACUAUUCGCAAAACAUGAAUGGCAUGCAACUAAAUAUAGUGAAAGGAGAAAUCACAACAGAAAAGGCCGAUGCUCUGGUGAAUAUGGUUUCCUCAAAUAUGGAUUUUGGUGAAACUACCGUCUCGAAGGCGUAUAAGAGAGCAGCAGGACAUGCGCUUGAACACAACUAUGCGAUCGGUAGACAGCAGGGUCUAAAUCGAGUUAUCGUCACCCCAGGUGGCAAGCUGAAUUGCAAAGUAGUGAUACACGUCGGUCUUAUUGUUGGGAAAGACAGUUGCAAAAGCUGCUUAAGCAACGUUAUUCCGCAAAUACUACAAGAAUGCGAGAAGAAUGCGUGUAAGUCAAUUGCCUUGAUACCGCUUGGUUUAGGACGAAUGUACAAGUACGAGGCUGGUGACUGCGCGGAGCAAACCUUUUUGUCUCUAAACCAGUAUCACAAUAGUGGAAUUCUGAAGGAGGUAAAGAUUGUUGUUUCGGAUGACGAGACUUUGCACGUAUUUACGACAACAUUAAAAUCCGCCGAACAAAGUGGAACCAGUAGUCGUACAGACAUACCUCGUCCGAAGCUGCUGGGACUUCCAAAACGAAUGGUAUCGGCGAUUGGUUCUCGUUCAUCUAACCCAGCAGAUUCCUCCAAGCCAAUGGCAGAGCAUUUUUACCGCAAGGACGGAAAUUCUGAAACAAAAAGCACCAGAAGACAAGGACCACCUCGUGUAAAAUAUCAGGCAGUGCCUGACGUAAACAUCAGUGUUUUCGCCAAAGAUAAGCCUACAUGCGUUAAAGCACUGAAAGAAAUGGUCCAGAAAAUGAAACAAGAUUUGCUUUUUGAGAAGAAAUUCGAUAGGAUGCAUUCGUUAUCGCAUGAGACUAAGUCAGAGAUUGCGAAAGUCAUAGACGAUCACAAUAUUAUAUCGAUAAAAGAGAAAGAUCAUUUCCUACUGAAGGGGAAACGUGACGAAGUGCUUAGUGCCCACAGUUGCAUUAUGGGGAUUCUACUGAAGAACCCAAGAAUGUCAAACACGAAAAGAAGUGCUGACAAUACUAAAAGAGGAACGACAGAAUUUGCAUGUGUCGUUGCGGGAGAAGAACCUAUGGUCCCAAAUUACUGGAAGCACUACCAAGAGGGUUCAACGCUUUCAAAUAUUAUUUUGACUGUCAAACACACAAUAAAGGGAAAGGACUAUGAAAAGGUCGAUAUCGAACCAACAUCCCACACCUACAGUAGAAUUGUUCGAAUGGUCAACGAAACCACAGAUCCUUCAGUUAUUGGACAGGGAAAAGACGCGACUGGUCUCGAUCCUGGACGAUAUUCUAAACUGUGGGUAACACAGAUACAACGAAUAGAAAAUUUGAGUUUGUUCCGAAAAUACUGUCAUAAACGACUGUCGUUGUUUGAACAGCUAGUGAAACAAAAGAAAGGUGCUUGGCCAAAAGUUGAAAGCUUACCUAAGUCAACAGGGCCAAUAGAACUACAAAAGCUUGCGUCCAAAAAAAUGGCAUCAGAUUUGCAUCCUGAGAUAAACGAAGUGUUGUUGUUUCAUGGUACAAAAGAAGAUACCAUAGAAACCAUAUGUCAGGAUGGCCUAGACUCGAGGCUCGGAAGUGACAAAGCGAUGUUCGGCCCAGGCGUAUAUGGUGCGGAGAAAGCAUUAAAAGCCGAUCAGUAUACAGAUGAUCCAACAUCACGUACAUACGGGAAAGGUAAAUUUAAGAAAAUGUUUCUUAUGCGUAUGCUUCUGGGUCAUUGUUUUGUUUGCGACGAUCAAAAUCCAACCAAAUACAAACGAGCACCGUGCUGUACCUGCUUCAAGGUCGUCUGCAAUCACCUUUCACAGCGUUUUGAUUCGGUAAUGGGCGAUAACCAGAAACUGUUUAGGGAGUUUGUUGUCUACGAUGGUGGUCAAUGUUAUCCGGAGUACUUGAUAACCUACGAACGGCGAUAGACUACUUAAUGGUGACUAAUUGGCACGCUCCAGGUUGUUGUCCAAACGGUUUUAACUCUAUUUCUGGAAAAUAUGUUGAUAUAUCUGAACACCUUAGCGACGUUGUAUUAACUGUUUAGUAAUAACGACGUAAACUGAUAAAAUAUCAGUGCAGUAUUGCGAUACAGCUAUUUACGAUUUAUAUUUUGACGCCCUGUGUUCAACUCCUUAUAAAUAUGCGUUUGGAAGCUUACGUCAAUGUCCCUUGAUUGAAUUAACCAGAAAGGAGGUACAUGUAUAACCAUUUGUCAUAAAACAUCAGUACAUUUACUUUUUUAGGUUGCAAUAUUUCAUGAACAUAUUUCAUGCUGUAUUUUUCUCGACAUAUACCAAAGGGGUAGAAAAUAUUUAACAGCAAGUACGUUCUAAUACAAACAUAUAUCUAAGCUUAUUAAGUUACAGAUAAUCUCUCAUGAUAUAAAAACUGACAAAGCCAUUUCCGAGCGCGGAUCGUAUAUGAAUAUAAGAAUACUGGCUUGUUAUUAUGUUAUUUUAUACAAAUAUUUAUGUUAUUCGAGGAUUAAGACCAUAGUUCAAACAAUUGUAUAUGUUCUUGAUAUUAAUCGUUAUUUAAUGAAAUAUAAAUUAAUUGGAAUGUUUAUUUAUAUUUUUGUUGCAAAUGGUUUAUUCACACUUGAUUCAUACGCUAUAAAUCGACAGAAAUAAACAGAAGCUUAUAUAGUUCAGUAAAUGUAUCCCUGUGUUUGUAUUGUAGUAUUCUAAUUGUAUCCAUGCUUAAGGUUCGAAUUUAUAUUUACGUAAGUAAUUAAUAUAUUUUUAUUUAUAUUUAAGUGUAAUUUCUACGAUGUGCAUGUAUUUUAUAGCUUACAGGAAAUAUAACUGUUUGUGCUUCUUCGCGUUUAUUAAUUGUUGUUGUUUUUUAUCAGUGCUUGCACUGGUUGGACUAAUUUAUUUAUUUAGAGAAUUUUUUUUGUGAUGUUGCGUUUUUACUUCAAAAUGUAUUCAACAAAAUCAUGCUAACUAGUUUUAUGAUUUUUUUAAUAAGAUAAUUAAAUACACAUACGAUCCUAAUUUAUUAUUUACAUUCUAUUCAAUUACGAAAUACGCGUACAGUUUUCAGAAAACACGUAGCAUUUUAUGUUGCUUUUUAAUUUUAUUAUAAUAAAAUUAACUUUCACUACAAAAAUGACAUGUAGAGAAUAUUUUCUAAAAACAAUUUGACAUGUACAAAUUAUGUUAAAAUGUGUCAUAUAAUUACGGUUAACAUUUAAAGGAAUGUAUUAAUUAUGAAAAAGAGCGCGUUUUCUCAGUCUUAAAUAUUUGUUUUACUUUGUAUUGUGUUUGAUUUGCAAUUGUCAUAGUUAUGUCAUUUUUUUCUCAUUCGGGAAGUUUAUGCUAACAAUAAACUCAUGUUCUCUAACUAAGAAAAAAGUUAGCUUAUAUAAGCCCUAUCAUCUGCCAUCGGUUCCCAUCGUCACUUAACAGCUUUUAGAAAUACCUGCUCAAGAUUGAUUGAUUUUUCCAGUAUUUUAUUUUUAUCAUGCGUUGUAUGUUAUGAGUCAUAGAUUAAUAUAAUAAAAUUAAAUGUAUCAUUGUUCAUGUAUAAACUAUAAAAUAUAUUCGCUAUGUAUAAUGAACUUAAUAAACGUUAUAACACGUAA
Molecule: messenger RNA, 5061 nt
Organism: Dreissena polymorpha
Lineage: Eukaryota; Metazoa; Mollusca; Bivalvia; Myida; Dreissenidae
Exons: 15
Coding region: 371-3400 (1009 amino acids)
Biological process (GO): negative regulation of gene expression
Cellular component (GO): cytoplasm; nucleus
Molecular function (GO): transcription corepressor activity; NAD+ poly-ADP-ribosyltransferase activity
Source: RefSeq, a predicted model, not a curated record